Molecule: messenger RNA, 708 nt
Organism: Laetiporus sulphureus 93-53
Lineage: Eukaryota; Fungi; Basidiomycota; Agaricomycetes; Polyporales; Laetiporaceae
Exons: 1
Coding region: 1-708 (235 amino acids)
Source: RefSeq, a predicted model, not a curated record
AUGCCAAUCGAGGACAAGAAGGAUGUACCGGGUCUGGUCGGGAAAAUACUGGACCUACCGGUAAUGGUUACAGUGGGCGAGCUCAUGCAACAUGCCCUAGAUCUGAGGGAACACCUGAAGGAGCUCAUCACCCUGAAGCGUGUGGCGACAACGGCGUGGGUCGAGGAAGUCACGGACAAGGACAAGGGUGACAAAGGUGAAUGGAGCAUGUACCUGACUGCCUUGAAGACUAUGCUGCUGACCAAGGGUUCAUUGCCACUAUGGGUCGUGGAACCGAUCAUCGAGGACACCCUGCAGUGCGAGUGUAUUCUGGACCAAGGCGCUCAGAUUUGCGUGAUGCGUCAAGAUGUUUGGCAGGACCUCUGGGCACCACUCAACCCGGAUGGGGUGAUCCUACUCGAGACCGUGAACACUUCAGUGACCAAGACUGUUGAGAAGCUUCCAUGUGUGCACCUUCACUUCAGGAUGGUUAUCAUCGUGGUACAGGUCCAAGUUGUUCAGAAUGCGCCAUUCGAGAUACUUUUGGGACGUCCUUUCUUUGCUACCUCAGCAUGCGACACCCACGACUUUGCCUCUGGGGAACAGCAAAUCACCAUCAUGGACCCACACUCAGGGGAGCGUGUCGUGGUGCCUACAAAAGCUCGAACCACGCAAUGCAGAGCAGAUCUGGAGCAGCUGGAUUUUCAAGAGUCGAUGAAUUGGGCCUAG